GAUUUAAAUACUAUUUCCAUCAAUUAUAUCCACCAGUGUAUUGACACUGGUCAUCUACAGGGACACUACUUUUCCGGUGAUUUACCAAUUUUCACGAUGACGGGUCAACUAUCUGCGUGGAUGGCCAUUGUUGUGUUUUGCUGUACUACAGUGGUGAUAGAUGAAGUCCGUGGAUCUUCCGCUGAGGAUUACAAACGUCUCCACAGGUCACUGUUAGCCAACUAUUCUACAAGCGUCCGUCCUGUCUUAGACCAAGACGAUACAGUCUUUAUCGCCACUGCUUUAUACCUAGCUGGGAUCAACGAUGUAGAUACUGUCGCUCAACGCCUGGUCACAACUGCUUUCCUUGAUUUGGCGUGGUUCGACGAAUUUCUUCAGUGGGACGAACUAAGCACCGGUAUCGAAAUAAUGUAUUUCAAACAGAAUGAAAUAUGGACCCCAGACUUGGUAUUAAAGAAUAGUGUUCAAACUGUAAAGGAGCUUGGUGGAGAUUUCUACUACUUGAGCGUUACUUCAGAUGGUCUAGUAAGAUGGCUGCCUUUUCAAGUAUUUGAAAGUAAAUGUGCCAUAGAUAUCACCUUUUUUCCUUUUGACGACCAGACCUGCUAUAUAACAGUCCACAGUUGGAGCUUCAAUAAAUACGAGGUGAACGUGACCCAUUUCUUAAACGACGAUUUUCCUGUAAACUUUUAUGACUUUGUAGAAAAUUCGGUCUGGAGUAUCGUAUCAACUGGAUCUUCUGCAUCUCCAGAGUCGGAAGUGGACUCGGAAGUUACAUUCAUCCUGCACUUGCGCCGAAAACCUCUCUACUACAUCAUGAAUCUGAUCUUUCCUGUUGUUCUUCUAGGAUUUUUAAAUCUUCUUGUAUUUGUCAUCCCUGCGGACGCCGGAGAAAAAAUGUCUUUCGCGAUGACUGUUUUCCUGUCCUUCGCUGUGUUUCUGUCCAUCAUCAGUAUGCAACUACCGACAAAUUCAGAUAAGACAUCACUAUUAGGAGUUUAUCUCGUAUUUCAAAUGAUAUUAGGGGUAGGGACUAUAACUAUUUCAUCACUUCAACUUCGGCUUCACCACCGAAAUUCAGAGGUUGGAAGAUUUUACAGAGGAAUCGUGAAAUUCGAGCGAUAUCUCCGGUGUACAAAAUGUAAGAAGUUUCCGAGAAUCAAACCAGUUGGUGAAGAUAAUUUGGACGUGGUUGAUUGGAGAGCGGUUUCGUCUGCAAUAGAUUUUGUUUCUUUAUUUACAAUGUUAGUUUUAGAAAUCGUAGCUAUCUCUGUCUUAAUGGUUAAAUUGAUUCAUAGUACCCGUGGUUAGGAACGCCUUUAAAUAUUUAAUGUUUAUCAAACAUUGAUGUUUUGAUUUUUUUUUUAUUUCCAUACUCCAUAAAAUUUGUGCAACUGGAAUUUUAUCCAACUUAACUGUACGCAGGAAUAACCAUUUUAUUACUUAGAAACCCUUGCACUCAUGAGGGGCAAAACCUUAUACUCAGACGGAUUAGUGUCGACAAUCGGGCUUGUCGGUCAUGUCACACCAUCAGAUUUCUCGAAGACUGUACGUAUACCAUAUGAUUUGGGCCUCUGUAUGUAAAACACUGGACUUUGACUUGUCAAAACAGUAAAGUUUGGAGUCAUAUAUUUCAUUAUUUUAAUUGAAGUUUAUUUUAAUUGGUGGAGAUAUAUUUAAAAUCAUUUCAGACCAAUAAAAAGUCGAUCAGCAAUAUUACAUCUUUUUGUAAAUUUUGAUUUCAACCAACUUUACAUUGCGUUUGAAAGUUUUUAUUUUAUGAGUAAAUUUGAGCAAAUUCGACCUCUAUUACUAUUUAGCAUAAUUUCGCAUAGAAUGCCGUCUCCGGGGGGUACUGUUGUUUCCGGGCUCCUUGGAUCACAAUGGUAUUUCUAAUUCUGCCUAUCAUAUGUUAAUGCUGCCAGAUAAUUGUAACCGGUGCAUUGUUUAUUCCAUUUCACAUUGCACAAAUAUUUAAGUAAAGGUCAUGAAAAGGAAAUCAAUGGUGAUUUAAUUGUUGGUAGGUUAAUCCAAUAAGGUAAUAUCAAUUUUGUAUAAGCCACGUUGCACAAAUAUUUAAGUAAAGGUCAUGAAAAGGAAAACAAUGGUGAUUUAAUUGUUGGUAGGUUAAUCCAAUAAGGUAAUAUCAAUUGUGUAUAUGUUAACUAAAAAAAAAUAGUCGCUGAAUUAUUAUAACGUAUCUAUCUAUACUACUAUUUAUAUAAUAUUAAAAUAAUA
Messenger RNA from Magallana angulata, 2238 nucleotides. Its product is annotated as acetylcholine receptor subunit beta-like 1. Gene Ontology annotation, molecular function: extracellular ligand-gated monoatomic ion channel activity; transmembrane signaling receptor activity; neurotransmitter receptor activity. The record is from RefSeq and is a predicted model, not a curated record. Gene Ontology annotation, biological process: regulation of membrane potential; chemical synaptic transmission; nervous system process. The coding region runs from base 97 to 1311 and encodes 404 amino acids. NCBI's taxonomy places the organism in Eukaryota, Metazoa, Mollusca, Bivalvia, Ostreida, Ostreidae. Gene Ontology annotation, cellular component: synapse; neuron projection; membrane. The transcript is spliced from 2 exons.